CUUCACUCUCGCGUCCAUCAUCUACAAGCAGCUUCAAGCCCAAUUUUCUCUGAACCCAUCUUUUUCUGCUUGUUUCUUCCCUCUAAUAGAAUGUAUAAUCAGUUUCGUGGAGGGCCAGCUCGGCUCAACUCAUAUCAUGGCCCAAAACGACAGCUCCUCGGAAACCCUGCGGGGCACGUCCCACCUGCCUGGCGAAAUGCGAACGUCCCCGCUGGACUACCUCAUAACGCCAACAUCGCAUCGGGCUCGGGACCUAAGAAGGCUGUAGAAGCUGGUAGCAAAAUAUUGUUGAGUAAUUUGCCAAUGGACGUUGGGGAAAACGAAGUUGAGGAACUCUUCAAACGGACGGUUGGUCCAAUGAAGGAUCUCUUCAUCAUAUAUAAUAGCCAAGGCCGUUCGAAAGGCAUGGCGGUCGUAACCUUCCAACGACCGGGCGACGCGGUUGUGGCACGGACGAAGUACAACCAGAAAAUCGUGGACGGUAAACACCGCAUCAAGAUUGAGAUAGUGACUGACACGGAUGACCCCAAGCUUCAAGCUGCACCGACACCCGCUCCUCCGCCACCCACUCUACUUCAGCGCAUAGGACAUGUACCGGCGUCAGCUCAGAAUGGUACUAAGGUUGUUCCUCUUAGAGUUGGUCCUCCGGUAGCGCCAACACCGACCCAACCGAAGGUCCGUGUGGCGCCUCGUCCAAUACCCCGUCCUGCUGCCGCCGUCGCCCAAAUUCCCGCAGGUCCACGAAGGCGACGCCAAAAGAAAGGUGCCAAACGUGUGAUGAAGAAGCCUGCGACAGCGGCUGACCUGGACCAAGAAAUGGAAGAUUACCGUGCCAAAGCUGCCGCAUGACGAGCGCCCGCGACACUCUUACUUUGUCAUUGCUCUCUAGACUGGGUACCGUUGAUGUUCUCCUGCUAGAGGCAGACAUCGACGGUGAGGCUGUCGAAAACUACCGAUUCCUUUUGCUACAAAGUUUGUUUUCUUGCUGUGCAUCUCCUAUGCGUUCUUGGCGUUGCUCCUGCGUUUUAUCGGGCCACAAUGUGGUAUGCAGUUGUCUGUUUCACAAUGCGA
This is a messenger RNA of Stereum hirsutum FP-91666 SS1, 1071 nucleotides long. RefSeq lists its product as uncharacterized. The coding region runs from base 91 to 849 and encodes 252 amino acids. The record is from RefSeq and is a predicted model, not a curated record. Lineage: Eukaryota; Fungi; Basidiomycota; Agaricomycetes; Russulales; Stereaceae. Gene Ontology annotation, molecular function: mRNA binding. The transcript is spliced from 5 exons. Gene Ontology annotation, cellular component: nucleus. Gene Ontology annotation, biological process: mRNA export from nucleus.